AUUAUUUCCACAAAAUAUUUUUGAAUGAAAGUUAGCAGCAAUUAUAAAUGUAUAGUUCUGACUUCUGUGGUCAAAGUCAAACUUAAACUGUCAAACAAACAAAAGUCAGUCAAGAAUCAAGAACAAGAAUGGAUAAGAAACCGAUCAAUCGAAAUAUCGAAUAAAUUAUAGUUAUUAGUUCGGGUGCACGGUUCGGAUCGGCUUCGGGCCUCGGGGACGGGUUCAUGUUCAUGUUCAGUAACAGUAUUCAAUUAUUCAUAAUUCUAUAACGUUCUGACAUGGUUCUGACUUUCGAACAUACUCGCCCCAAUAGAUUCUCGUCCUUUUCAUUUUCAACUUCAUAGCCAAAUCCAGUCAGUGUUACAUUUUUUUUUAAUUUUUAUAGAGAAACUUGAAGUGAAUGCUCAGAGAAUACUAUUACGGCACGAAAUAGUUGUGGUGUUAAAAGAACUGACACUUUGCUUUCUUCAUUUAGUGAGUUUUCCUACUUAGUUUAAUAUAAGUGGGAAUCAAGGCUGAAGAGAAUAUUUUUUUAUUGUGCCUGCCAAAGAUUGUUCCAAUUUUUAUAUAAAAAAAAUAUAUUUUACGAUGGUUUAUCUUCUUAAUAUGAAUUUUGCAAGACUGUAAGUGAAUUGGUGCCAAUACGUUUAUUAAAAGUGCCUUGUAAGUUUUGCUUUCAAUAUGUAUUCCAACAGACGUUUAGUUGCGACCUGUGGAGUGAUUUUUUGCUGUAACAUGGCAUUGCUAGCUGUAUUUAUAAAGUAUAAUAUCGGAGAAAAAUGCUACAUUACUAUCAAUGACGACCACGAAGUUGCUUCAAUUUUACCUGACGACUUUUUGAGUAUUGGUAUCGACGCGUCCGAAAUACAAACUUAUGACAGAUUGGAUUUUACGAAGAGUAGAUUUAAGGAGUUGGCGGCAGCACUGGCUCCCGCUCGACUGCGCCUCGGGGGAACCAUGUCCGAUCGCUUGGUCUUCAGUAAAGAUGACGUACCCACAGUAUCGUGUGACCAGUGCCCAGUAACACCACAAACUGAAAUUGUGUGUGAAGCUGUUCAGGAACUAUGCAGGCAAAAAUUCCUACCAUUCUUUAUUAUGACUGGACAGAAAUGGACCCAAAUAAAUGAAUUCUGCAAGGCUACCAAGAUAAAGCUGUUAUUCCCUUUGAAUGUACUUAUCCGCAACAAUAAAGAGUGGAAUGACCGAAAUGCUAUUGAACUUUUAGAAUAUUCUAAACAUAAGAAUUACGAUAUUGAUUGGCAGCUUGGCAACGAGCCUAAUUCAUUUCGCCAUGUGUUCAACAUCAGCAUUAGUCCUAAAGAUCUAGCUCACGACUUCAAAAAGCUUCGUAGGCUUUUAAACCAUCAUGGCUACAAGAAAUCUCUGCUGGUCGGCCCUGACACCACUAGACCGCAAGAUCACAACAAAUAUUGCCUUGAAUACAUGGUAGAGUUCCUUGGCAAUAUUUCUCAUCAUGUGAACAUUAGAUCCUGGCACCAAUAUUAUUUAAACAGCAGAACUGCCAAAUUGGAAGACUUCUGGAACCCAGAAAUCUUUGAUUACCUUAAAGAACAAAUUGAAACUAUGAAAAAUCACACACAUAAUUAUAACAACAUUCCAAUGUGGCUGACUGAAACAAGUAGUUCAUAUGGUGGUGGAGCCCCAGGUUUGUCUAACUCAUAUGCAGGGUCGCCACUGUGGGUAGACAAGUUGGGACUGUCAGCAAAAUACAACAUUACAACUGUGAUACGACAAAGCUUUAUUGGGGGUAACUACAGCAUGAUCGACGAUCAACUAGAGCCACUACCGGAUUGGUGGAUUAGUGUGUUAUACAAGCGACUGGUUGGCAACAAAGUUUUGUUCCUCAGUUGCAAAUGUUCCAAAUAUCAAAGAAUUUACGCUCAUUGUGCCAACAGAAAGUACACAAAUGACACAACAGCUAUAACUAUUUAUGCUGUAAAUUUACAAAUGGAGAAAGCAAAGUUUCUUCUCAACGGUACUGCUUUUCAUGGUGGCGAUUUAAACAUUGACGAAUAUAUAAUAAGCGCACCCUCUAACAAUAGAAGAUCAAAAACUGUGCUGCUUAACGGGUGGCCUUUGUAUUACGAUGCUUCAUACCCUGAGUUGCAGCCCUAUCAUAUGAAAUAUGGUAACCAUAUAUCCAUGCCACCAUACUCUAUCGGAUUUUGGGUAGUGAAAAAUACAUCCAUAACAAUUUGUUAGUAAAUGUCAGUAAAUUGAAGACAGGUGUUAGAUUUAAAUUUAUAAUGAUUUUUAGCAGCAUUGUGCACUUUUGUUUUAGGUAAAAAAUGUUUAAAAUUUUAUCAAAAAUUCACAAGAAGGAUAAAUCGUCCAGUUUGUGUAUCAUAGCACAUAUAAUUUCAUUUAUAUUCUUUUAAUACAUUUGCAAUUUGUAAAUGCAUUCCAGUGAUACGAUGAUGCCUUUUAUUAAAAUGUUACAAUAGAGCAAAAAUAGUGAAAAGUUGACAGUUUUUGAAAUAUUUAUUUGAGAACUCUGUUUAUGUUAGAAAAAUUUGUAUUGUAUGUUAUACCUAUUCAUAUUUCUGAUUCAAAUUUAUGAUAUUGAAAAGCGACUACUUAAUGAUAGAAUCUCAAUAAUGAAAAGCCAUUUAUACAUCUCAAUAUAACUUUAAUGUCUACUUCUUACUAGGGCGUGCACAAAGGUUGUGAUCAGGGUGUGAACUAGGCCAAUUAAUCAGAUAGCACAAAACUGGAAAAUAUGUGCACAAUUGUAGAGUUCUGUCACUUCUGUCCUAAAAGGACAAAGCAACAAAGAUAACACAAAUUGAGUAGCUUAUAAACCGACUUCAAAAAAAAGGAGGAGGUUAUUAAUUUGUUGGAAUCUUUUUUCUUGUCAUUGUUUCCUGAUUGUUAAGCCCAUUGGCCUCUGAAAAUUUAAAGAUGGUCCUGGCUAUACAGGAAAUGAAAUUUUUAGGGUAAGCUGUGUUUUUGUAUUUAUAUGAUGUGCACACCCUCAGUAAAAGCUACUUUCCUCUGCUCAAUAACUUAUACCUUUGUUACUGCUGGUCUCAAGAUAUUUAAUUUUAGUAAAACUAGGUAAAAAUGUUAGAUUUGUAAGAAUAAAAUAAGUGAAGCUACGAUUCUCAGUAAUAGCUACUUUUAUAUAACUAACUACUAUUACUGCUUGCUGGUCUCGAGUUUUUUUUUUAAAUAUAUCAGAACUAAGUAGUUAAAAAUGUUAGAACUGUAUAAGAACAAUGUAAACUAAGUGCAAACCAUGAGCAUUUACUGAAAAUCAUUUACAGUAAAUGAAGGACAGACAUUAUACCUACAAUCUAUGGACUCAAUGAUUAGUGUAAUUUUCUCAGCAUACUGAAGAUUAUAUGAAAAAUUGUCAAAUAGUUUCUCCCUGCUCAGCAUUUGGAAUAACUUUUGUGUGACAUUUUUUAUUUAUGAAGUGUAAAUAUGCAGUCUAUACAGUAUAUGUCACUGCAGUAACUGCUAAUUUAUUCUUCUUAACAAAUUGGUACCUUUCUUACUGCUUGCUUUUCUCAAGGAAUUUAAUUUUAGCAGAACUAGUUAAAAAAUGUUAGAACUUUAUGAAUAGUAUAGAUCUUACUUCAUGUAUUGUUUUGGAAGACUUUAUAUUAUUACGCAGCAAACAUUGUGUUUGAUCAUUUUAUACCAAUUGCCAUCACAUUUUUUACAUUUUUAUCAUAAAAGUUGGUUCCUAAUUUCUCACUUAUCUAUAAUCUCGUGUGAUUAAAAUGUUCUUAUGCUAAUGCAAUGUACAAACAACGUGUAUUUUAGACUUUUUUUUAUAAAAAAAUUAUACAUUUAUUUAUUGUUUUUGAUAUUUUUUGUAAGCAGAAAUACAAGAACACAAUUAAAAUGAAUUUUAUUAAAUUUUGAAACUAUUUAAGUUUCAAGGUUUGCAUUUUUGUAAAUGAAAUCACAGUUAUUUAUAACAUAAAUACAUAGUUAAUAAGUAGAAUAGCAUAUAUUACGUAUAUUGUAUUGAUACAUCAUUAUUAUUAUUUAAGUUACUUUUUAAGUAUAGAACCUCACUAAUUUAUGAGAUCUUAUAUCAUACCUCAUUCUUUAUUAAUCCAAUUAAUUAUUUUUUAAAAUAAAUGCUGUCAUAUUUAAAUAUAAUGAGGUAAUAAAGGAAACGAACAGAAACUGAAAUAUGUAAUUGUAAAAAUGAUAUAAGUUUGUAUAGCAAAGGCAGCCUUAUUGCUCCAAACGAUAUCUUACAUGCUGUUGCCUGAUGAAAUGAUUUGUGGAAGCUCUUGUGAUUUAUGAAUGAACUAAUAUUAACUUUUCUCCAUAAAAUAUGUAAAAUUGGUCUUAAUAAUUCAAAGUAAACAUAUUAUAUAUAGUAGUAUAUUUUCAACAAAUUUAUUUUUGUUUACGCUUUCACUUUAAAUUAUUUGAAAUGUGUGUGUGUGUACUGUACAAUGUUGUUGGGAUCUUUUCCCCUUGCAAUAAGCAAAUACUGAUGACCUUACAGUUUAUUCGGUCAUAUGUAACGUUCUUGAGAAUUAAUAUUAUGUUUAUAUAUUGUUGACUUUAUUAUUGUUCUUAAUAGGCACUUGACAAGUCGACAAUCAACUGCCUUGCCUGGAAAGCAGUUUGUACCUACUUUAAAUGACAUUGAACUUAUAUCUAGAGUCUAGACCUUAUUAUUGUUGAUGAAAAUCUAUACUCAUUACAAUAUGAUAGCAGUAAACCAAGUAGGUACAAAUUAAAAUUUAUUGCUGCUCGCUAUUAUUUAUUUUAUAUACUCAGAGGCACAAUUAUCCACCCACUUUAAUAUGACGCGAGUAUAUUAAAGUGGGCGGAUAAUUGAGCCUCCGAGUAUAUUUUAUUGACACUUCUAUUAUAUUUUAGCUGAUAGCUUUAAUUGUAUACAUUUUGCCAAUGAGAAGAGAAAACAACUUUGUCUAGAUACCAAUAAAGGCGGAGUUGCACCAGUAACAGCUCUAUUGCUCCAUCACAAUGAAAGAGAGCAACAUUUUAGAUUCGGCCGCUAUUGGUCAACAUUUGCCUAUUUCUCUUCACGAGAUAUGUCGUUUGUUGCAUACUAGACCUACUUGUAUUAAUUUUAAGUUCUUGCUGUACUAAGAUCUGGUAAAACUUUGCUGAAAAUGCCUGCUUAAAAAUGUCUGCCUCCAACAAUAGUGGUUGUUAUUGACUGUCAGGCUUUAAUUUUAUAGCCUGACCAGACAAAUAAAAAAAACCUGAAGUGAGGGCGCCACAAAUAUUUUGAGCCAUCUGUGCAAAUGCUAAGAGGAAAUUUUAUUUAUUUAUUUACAUGAAAUAUGCCCAGAGAAACAUUACAGUUUCCCAAUUCGUUCCCCGAGCAAUCAUAAAUAGUAUCUAACUACAACAAUAAAUAUAAUAUUACAAAAAUACUAUUAAACAAACAAAAUAAAUUAAAAAUAAUCAAUUAAAAAUAAAAAAAUAAUCAAAUCAAAUAUAUUCAAAUUAAAAAAAUUAGUAGGUAGUCUCCAACAUGGCGUUUUUUUUUAAUUUUCUGGUCAGGUUUCAAGUGCCUCUUGUAGUAAGCCUAUUUCUAGUUUAAAAGUAUUUUAUUAUAGUUUUUAAUAGUCUGAAGCCAAUCACAUAAACACAUGUCAAUUCACAAGACAUUAGAAAUAGAUAUUAAGCACCACAAAACAAGAUUAAACCCAAUUGAUCUUUGACAUAUUGAUUAUGUAAGUUAGAUAUUGGGUGGACAGGUAUUUGUCUAAGUUUAUUUUUAUUGAAAUACUUACUCAACUCAAAAUUCUACUUGGUACUGUACUCUUUCUAUAUUUUAUUUACCUACUGUGUAUAAAUAAUAAUUAUAUUAUGUAAGUAUAUUGCUUUUUGCUAAUUGUGGGUGCCUACUGUAAGACUGACUAAAGUAAUCUAUACUUAUAAUAAAUCUGUAGAGAGGUCAAUUCUGUACAUGAAAUAUAUUUCCAAAAUAACUAUCAGGGGGUGAUUAGUGAUCGAUACUGAUGCCAAAAAUGCAAUCAGUAAAAUUUUUGUCUGUCUGUCUGUCUGUCUGUCUGUCUGUCUGUCUGUCUGUCUGUCUGUAUGUUCUUUAUAGAAACAAAAACUACUGGACGGAUUUUAAUGAAACUUGGUACAAAUAUUCUACAUACUCCUGGGCAGGUUAUAGUAUACUUUUCAUUACGCUAUGAUCAAUAGGAGCAGAGCAGUGAAGAGAAAUGUUGAGAAAACGGGAGAAGUUACUCAAUUUUUUAAGCUUCCGUCGCGUGUACAGCCUUAAUGGUUAAAGCUACAUGGAAAUCAUGUAUCACGGAAAUGUUCUCCUUAAAAUUAUCUAUAAAAAUAUAGAGGGGGGGGAAUAAAUAAAGAACUGCAACCUUGAUGAGUAGGGUAGGGGUAGGGUAGGGUAGGGUAGGGUAGGAGUAGUGUAGGAUAGGGGUAGGGUAGGGUAGGGGUAGGGUAGUGGUAGGGUAGGGGUAGGGUUGGGAUAGGGUAGAGUAGAGGUAGGGUAGGGUAGGAUAGGGGUAGUUGAAAGUUUACAACGACUUUCACGCGGACGAAGUCGCGGGCGUCCGCUAGUGUGUGAAUAAAUUACUAUUUUUAUUUCCACUUUGUGCCUAAUACUUACCUAUAUAAGUACGAUAAUGUAAAAAUCUGUAUACGUACAUAUAGUAAAACUGUAAAAUGUCAAAUUCUGUACAUUGAAGAUAUUUUGAAAAUUUUUGUUGGAGAGCAUUAUAUGUAUAAUCGAUACUGAAGCCAAAAAUAUAUAAUAAAUACUUUUUUUAUUUUUCGUCAUACUGGCUGACCGUGCUUUUUUUGACUAGGCAUCACGCUGAAACUACUGAAUAAAGUCAAAUGAAACUUGGCACGAUUACAGCCUUAAUAUGAAGUAGGUUAUAGGGUACUUUUUGUCGCGAAAAUUAAAUCAGAAAGGGAUGAAACAGGGUUUGAAAGUUGUAUAUUAGUUACAAAAUGCCCUCCAACAAAAAUUUUCAAAAUAUCCUCAAUGUACAAAAUUUUACCUGUUACGGUUUUAUUGUAAGUAUAGAUAGAUAAAAGAUAAUCAAGUUUCUUAGUGCCCGCGCAGACAAAAAGUAUACCGCCUUCUAAAUCUUGCGUUUCGUGUUAUCUGUAGUGAAUUUACCUACAUAGCACCGGGAAACUGUUGCUCUAAACACAGUCUAAAUAAUAUAUACGCAGAACUCAAAACGCUUUCCCGUUUCAGUCUGUGCGAGCCCUUAGAUUACACUAUUCUUAGGCCUAGGCCGCACUAUACGGUUAAACCGCUGUGAUUUUUAAUAGCGUGAAUUUGUGGCCCUACAAAACUAAUACUAACGGCCGCACCUGCUACUUUUUCCCGCGACUGAUUUUAAAACCAAGAUUUGUAAUCUAUAGAACUUAGUUGACACGCAUGUACUGGUGUUAAACGCGGGCGGUUUUUUGGUCAGAAUUCGGUGAAAUCAUACAUGUUGACAAUUAAUAAAUUUAACUUUUUUUUUUAUUCAAUGAAAAUUGCCGCCAGUUGUAGUUGUAGAAUAACGUAUUAUAUGUCGUUAUAAGUCGCUAGGUCAAGUAAGAAAUAUUAAAAUUAUCAUCAAUAUUAAAAUCAUCAAAAUCAUCAAUAUUAAAAUCAUCAAAAUCAUCAAUAUUGUCAUCAAUAUUAAAAUCAUCAAAAAUAUUAAAGAGUCAAAAAAUCCUUGACAAUACCCCUAAAAAAAUCCCAUUUCAUUUAUUUGCCCCCGAAAUCUGGGGAGAAAACCCCUGAGUUGGGAACCCUGUUUCGCGAUUUUUAACCAACCGUCUCAAGCGGUUUCGCGGUUGUAGCGAUUAAUCGCUUGCUGAAAAAAAUCGUAGUGCGGCCUCAGCCUUAAUUGUAAUUACUUACUCAUACCUAAUAUUUUAAUUAUGCAUUUACUUAAGUAUAUAAGUACCAAUACUUUUAUACAAAUGUACAGAACGAAAUACAUAAUAUAACUUUGAUUUGGUUAGAGUGAGAUAAUAUACGAGUAUGAUAUUAUAUAUGUUUAUGUUAUUUAUGUUUCUGCUUUUCUAAGAAUUGUAAGAUGGCCUGCCUUCUGACAACUAUGACUUGUAAAUUGUAAAUAUAGAUUUUGUUAACUUUU
Molecule: messenger RNA, 8111 nt
Organism: Bicyclus anynana (squinting bush brown)
Lineage: Eukaryota; Metazoa; Arthropoda; Insecta; Lepidoptera; Nymphalidae
Gene: Hepa
Product: heparanase-like
Exons: 1
Coding region: 682-2223 (513 amino acids)
Cellular component (GO): extracellular matrix; membrane
Molecular function (GO): hydrolase activity, acting on glycosyl bonds
Source: RefSeq, a predicted model, not a curated record